Oryza sativa Japonica Group (Japanese rice) is the source of this 4606-nucleotide messenger RNA. The record is from RefSeq and is a predicted model, not a curated record. NCBI's taxonomy places the organism in Eukaryota, Viridiplantae, Streptophyta, Magnoliopsida, Poales, Poaceae.
UCCCAAACGCCUUUUUUUUUUCUUUUCUUUUUUUUUUCGCGUCGCCUUUCCUUCUCCCAUUCCUCCUCUCUCCAGAGACUCGCCGUCGCCGCAGCCAUUCCCAUUUUUGCCCACUCCUCCUCCUCCUCUCCAGUAAACCCUAGCCCACCCAACCUCCAAUCCCCCCCCAACCAGCGCCCGAAUCGCAGCCCCGCGAGGCCCCAAUCGAGCUAGGGUUCACCGAUUUCGGGGGCCGAGCCAGCGAAGGCUCUCAGUUUUCGCUGCGAUUUGUGGGGUGAAAUUUUCGGGGGGAUUUUGAUUUCUUUCUCUCACGGUGGGGGAUGGGGAGCCGGAGGGAGGAGGAGAGGAACGAGAAGAUCAUCCGUGGGCUCAUGAAGCUGCCGCCCAAUCGCAAGUGCAUCAAUUGCAACAGUGUGGGGCCACAAUAUGUAUGUACCAAUUUCUGGACCUUCAUAUGCUUGUCAUGCAGUGGAAUACACCGGGAGUUUACCCACCGUGUCAAGUCAGUGUCAAUGGCUAAAUUCACUACUCAAGAAGUGCGGUCUCUUGAACAGGGAGGGAACCAGCGAGCACGUGAUAUCUACCUAAAAGAUUGGGAUUGGCAACGAAUGAGGUUGCCUGACAAUAGCAAUCCAGACAGGAUAAGGGAAUUCAUCAGAGCUGUUUAUGUAGACAAGAAGUAUGCUGGUGGGAAGUCCACGGACAAACCAGUCAAUGAUAGUGAGAGUGUAAAGAGCAGCGAAAAUCUUACUAGAAGACCUAGCUCCUACCAUUCGUAUUCCCAAAGCCCACCUUACGAUUUUCAAUAUGAAGAUAGACGAUAUGGUAAACAAGUGGACACACUUGCACGAAGGCCUUCAGAUAGGGCAUUCUUUGAUGGGAAGCUUGGCAGUUUUUUAUACAGUCCAGGUCGUUUGAGAGAUCAGAUGCAUGAAGAUCGAUUUGCUAAUGAGAGUACUGGGUCAAGGUUUUCUGAUUUUUCGGCCUCAAGCACUGGUGACAUUAGAAAUGAUGUGCUUUCUCCUAGCUCUCAGGAUACAGGGUACAGCAGUCCUUCUAUCCACCAUUCAAGGAAUGUGUCUUCUGAAAAUCCUCCAUCCCAUCGGCAUCCGAAUGCAACUUCUCAAAUUGAUUUUAAUGGAGUCCGACGAUCACAGAGAACAGGUUCUUCAGGAAGUUUUGGAUCAUUUGAUGGUAGCUCAGCAUCUAAUAAGUCAGUUGAUUCAGGUGCCUUACCUGAUGCACCUACAGAAAAGCCAGUGAAUUCUGCUGUAAAUCGUCAGUCUGUUGCGCCCCCCAUGGCUCAUUCAGCACAAUUGUAUGCCUCACAGAGCAAUAUAAACUCUUCAGUCAGCCAAACUGCUCCCACCAGGGAAUCUGUGCAACAUGGAAGGGUUCACAUGGUCUCUGUAGCAAAGCCGCCGGUUUCAACACAGCCAACGACUUCCACAAAUCAGGACUUCUUUGAUCAGUCAAUGCAACAUCCGGUCAAUUCUGCAGCACCAAUAGAUCUUUUUGCUGGCUUUAACCAACAGGCUCCAUCAGUUCCCCAUAGAGCAGUUGAUGUAGGCAGCCAUUCUGUUCCUAAAGAAACUCUGCAUGACGUUGUGGUUCAGAAAGCCGUGGCAUCUUCACCACCUGUUCAAGCCGAAGCACCCUCUACAUCUCAUCCUGUCCAUCAUGAUCUCUUGAGUCUGUCGCCUUUGCAGGAACCUUCAAUUUCCUCUACCCCUCCGUCAAUAGAUUUAUUUGCUGGCUUUGACCAACAACUGCCACCUACAACUAGUGUUCAGCAAAGUCAACCAGCCGAACCAUCAAUUUCCUCUACCCCUCAGUCAAUAGAUUUAUUUGCUGGCUUUGACCAACAACUGCCACCUACGACUAGUGUUCAGCAAAGUCAACAGGCAGCCCCAUUGGUUGCUGACGAAGGAUGGGCUUUCUUCCUCGAUACACCUCAACACGUAUCUCCGACUUCCAUUUCAAACGUGCAAGCUCAGGUAGCCACCGCAAUAGCUGCAUUCCCUCCAAGUGAGAGUCUUGCUAAAGGAACUAAUCAGUCAAUGUUGCCAACUUCGCCACCAAAUGCUUUGAUUCCACAAAGUUACCCGCUUAUGAUGGAUCAGUGGAGUUUAAAUGCUGAAGAGGUGAAGACCCCUGUCUCCAAAGAAACCUCACAGCCUUGGAAUGCCUUUGGUGCAUCUACUGGGAACACACCCAACGACUCAUUCACAUUUAACACUAUCUCUCAAGUAGCACCUAAUCACUUCAAUGUGCCUAGUGUUCCACAUGCUGAAGCCAGAGGUCCACAGGAUUUGCCUAGCAGUGAACCUGAAAGACUAACCCCUGGGGAUAUAACCCCUGGUUUCAAUGUCUCUCCUGGUGACAUGGCUGGGCCAUCAUUUCGUGGACCACUUCAACAGCAACUGGACAUCGUGCCAUCUCAGCCUGCAAAAUCAACAAAUCCAUUUGACAUGGCAUUUGAGUCUGAUGUUGAAGCCAGUAACAUGUUCAUGGAUCUGACCUCGCUGCAAGAAACGUUGCCAAAUCCCCAUGUCAAUACAGAUUAUUCCAACUUGACUGAGUCAUGGAUACCUCAUAAUUCUAACAUGCCUUAUAUUUCCUCUGGGCCACAGGGAGGGUUAUCAUACAUGGCAACACAAGUACAAGACUCCCUCAUGCUGAACUCCGCACAAGGGUCAUUUCCCCACCCCGCUUCCUCCUCCCAACCCCUCCCCGACGCCACCAUGCGCCCCUUCCACCCUCCCCGCCCCAACGCCGGCCAACCCCACCGCCCGCGCCCCGGCGACCCCGCCCCGCCUCCCCUCCCCAUGCACCCGGGCUUCAACCCUCCGCCCGUCCCCAACCUCGCCGCCGCCAACCCCAUGGCCGCCGCGGCGGCGGCCAACCCUUUCCUCGCGAUGCAGCUCUUCGGCCAGGCGCAGCAGCUCCAGAGCCUCGGCUUCCUCGCCGCCGCCGCGCUCCAGCAGCACCAUCACCAGCCGCAGCCGCAGGCCCCCUUCUUCCCCGGGGGAGGUUUCCCGCCGAACCCCAACCAGUUCGGGGCCUUCCCUGUCCAGCACGCCGGGUUCAACGGCGGCGGGGCGUUUCGACCUGGUGGCGUGGGCGUGGGCGUGGCCGGCCCCCGUACUCCCCGCCCGAUGAUGGGCGCCCCUGGUAAUGGUUACAACAGCGGUGGCGGCAGCGGCCAUGGUACCGGAGCUGGUGCGCCGAGACCCAUGCUGAAUGGUGGGGGGAACGAUCGGAAUAGCAGUGCUGGGAAGGGCGGUGAGGUAAACCACACUAAGAUCAAGCCAGAUGGCAUCCCUCGUUUUACCUCUGAAAAUGGUGAGAGGAAAAAUACAACAGAUCAGAAAGCCCGAUUCAACUCUGGAAGAGAUUGUAGGGAUAGCAGGCAAUUUGGCCCAUCUGGUGGAAGGGGAAGGGGAAGGGGAAGGUCUUUCAAUCAAGGUCGUGGAGGAGGAAACAACAACUGGAGAGAUGCAAAAUCCAACUUCAGAAGCAGUGACAGUCCAAGUCCAGCAUCAGGACAACGCCGCAAUGACAGUCCAGCAUCUGGAGGACACCGGAAGCGGCCUCGUAUAAUUUAUGAUGCAAACGAAGUUAAACAGUGGCUUGAAGCACGCAAGAAGAACUAUCCUACAAGUGUCAACAUAAAUAAGAAGUUGUCUGAGAGUCGACCAGAUGGUGAGAAGAAGGAUGAAGAGGCCCAAAUGCGCCGUCAGGAACUCAAGGAAGUAUUAGAAAAACAGAAAGAAUUGGGUUUUGAACUCCCUGAACUACCACCUGGCUAUCUAUCUGAACAUGAGGAUCAAGGCAAUGGUAGGAGAAGUAACUGGAAAACACAACGCAGGGAUUGUCGUUUUGGAAACCGUGCUGAUAACAAAAGAUCAAGGUAUGACCGCAAUGAUUUUCAGUCUAAGAGACCCAAGGUACGGAACCAAACUCAUUGUGAUGAUGGGGCAGUGCUCAAGAGCAGGGAGCCAACCCUCUUGCAGAAACUUCUUAGUUCGGAUGUCAAGAGGGACAGGCAUAGGCUUCUCCACACGUUCAAAUUCAUGGUCCUUAACAAUUUCUUCAGUGAUUAUCCUGAUAAGCCCUUGGAGUUUCCUAGUGUUAAAGUAAACCAGAUCGAACUUGAAAGCAACAUUGCUGAAGAGGACCUAGAUGACUUGAUGAACAGCGAGACGGCAAAGGACAGCAUCCUUGAUUUGAAGGAAAAUGGUGAUCAGAAAGACUCGAGCUCAAUUGAUGGAGAAUCAGACCUCGAUGACGACAAUGAUGAUGAAGAUGAAGAAGAUGAUGAUGAUGGCAAUGGCCAGUGCUGAGAGCAGCGACAAGGAUGAGAACGAGGACGUCGAUGCAGGGCAGAUGUAAUACGCCGUUUUUUUAAAACAUGAUGGAAGUAAACGACUCCAGACGUCUACACCCAAAGGUAUACUCAACCAAAAUGUAAUGCACCUGAAGUCAGAGGUGCAAGUAUCCAGCAGGGCACAGGCCAACUGUGUUUUUGGUGUAUAGUUGGCGUUCACAAAUGAUAUUUAUGUAGCUGCCUUUGAAAUUUUGUUAUCAGUUGCAUUUGCUAUUA